AUGCCUGACGUUAUUGUUAAAGGUUCCUCGACCCCUCUUCUUCCGCUUCCCGAUCGAAAUCAGUCAUCAUUAAGUGCAGGUGAUCCAGCUACCCCAUUGUCUAAUGAAGAGGAGCCGCCAGAAGCCCAAAUGGAAGAGAACGACGACCAGCUAUCGCCUCUUCACAAAGUCAUCCAAAACUAUGAUUCCGGGGACACUGUCACUGACAAAACUAUCAAUCAAAUGAUGGAAAUCUUUCAGGAUAAAGACGAAGAGCAAACAAAGGCAAUCGCGAAUGCAAAAACGAAGAAAAGAAGGACACCGCUUCAUUUUGCAGCCUCACUUCAAUCAACAAACGAUGACAUGACUCCAAGAGAAAUCGUCAGAAUGCUGAUAGAGAAGAAGGGUGAAACAGAUGCGGUCGACGAUUCUGGCAUGACCCCUUUGCAUUGUGCGGCUUACUGGAAUAAUUUGGGCGCGGCUAAGGCUCUGAUUGAACACUUUUUAACGCAAGGAGAUAUAUACGCGACAAAAAUCUUUCAAAAAUUGGAUCUUAAGAAUAGAACGCCCUUUGUGGUGGCUUGUGCGCAGAAGUCAAAAAAAGUUUACACGCUUUUUCUAAAACAUAAGGAGUUGUUCGCGGCUAGCUUGCAACAGGAUCACUACGGCAACACAUUUCUACACUAUCUUGCCAGAUCUGAGCGAAGCAUUGUUGCUGAUUUCGAAAGUGUCGAUGAAUGGUGGAAAGCAAAUGUCCAAAACAACGACGGUGUCACUCCGCUGAAAAUUCUCGUCGAGAGGGGAUUCUCAGAAAUCGUUGAAAAAAUGUGCGAUGGGCUUUGUCAGAAUCGCGAAAAGGUGGAUAUCACUCCGUCUGCAGAUGAUUUUACCAAAAAAAAGAAGAUUAGAAAAGACAAUGGACACCUGCUGCACCUUGCUGCCAGUGUCGGAAAUCUUCAAUCGUUCGUUGCGCUCCGUUAUAAGUUAUGCUACGAAGUCGAUGAAAAGUACGAUGGAAUGACUCCGCUUCACUUGACCGCACAAGUGAACGCUUGGGAAAGUGCUGUGCGGUUCCUCGACUACGGAAUCGAGCGCGGAAUCUCUGCCAAAGAGUUGUGUUUUGAAGAGAAUGAUCAACGGGAGAAUUUAUUGGCAAUCGCCUUCGCCUACAAUCAUCCGACGUAUAUUACAAAAUUGAUCGAGAAAAUGGAAAAAGAUGUCGGCUGCGAUGAUUUCGAUGCAAGCCAUACAAGUGCAAUCCAGAAAGCUAUUCAGUGUGGCUCAAUAGAGGGGUUACAAGACUUGCUUCAAGGAAAAACUCUGAGAAACACUAUAAAAUUGGAUGAAAUCUUGGAGGAAGAGAAUGAGAACGGAGAGUCGGUGUUGCAUUUCGCUGCAAGGAGUGGAUGUCUUAACGUGGUUGAGGAGCUGUUGAAAAAGAAAGUAGUUCGUCAAAUCCUCAAUGCGACGGCUGCCGGAAAUCGAACGCCACUUCAUGUUGCUGCUAGAAAUGAUCAUGCCAAAAUCUGUGAAGUCCUUCUCCGGAAAGGAGCCAACCCGUAUGCUCGAGCCAAUGGGAUGACUCCUUUUGAUUUAGCAAUAACGAUGGGCAGCUUGAACAGUGCUGAAGUUCUUCGAAAGUACUGCAGUGUCAACGGAGAGCGUGAAUGCAAAAUGUCUCCACUGCACUAUGCAGCGGCCAGUGGCAAAAUAGAAAGUGUGCAUUAUCUCCUCGAUUCCGCAAAUGGAAAAAUUGAUCUUGCCAAGGUCACAAACGACGUAACGAAGAGAACGGCUCUUGACAUUGCAAUUGAAAAAAACAAUGAAGAUGUAGCCAAAGAGCUAUUAUCACACAAAGAUUGGCGUCUUCUAAUGGACAAAAUAAGAUUCGUCUUCUCUGAUGAAACAAAUAAGGUUGAAAUUGGUUCCCCAAAGACCAAACGAGAGGAGAUCUCUGAAGAAAAGAGGAAACUUGUGACACCAAUGCGACUGCUCAUCGACAAAUUUCCCAAAUUGGCGGCGGAUGUCAUGAACAAGUGCAUCGAUCCAGAUCAGGCUAAGAAGGAGAUCUGCUACGAUUUUACCCUGAUAGACGAUUCUUACGUUGUCGAGCAAGAGAUUGAUGGACAAACGAUUCUCAAAGCCGGCUACAACAGCGAUGGCUCUGUCAUCAAAGAAGCGAAUUACUUCUUUGAUGACAGAGCUAAGAAGAGGACGCGACUAAUGGAAGAACACCCACUAAGACUGAUGGCGAAAUCACGGAGAAAAGAUACAAGGAAGUUGCUGGAGCAUGAGUUGGUCACCACUUUUCUUGAGUAUCGUUGGACAAAUGGUGCGCGAAAAAACUACUUGCUUUUUUCCUUCGUUCCAUUUUGCCUUUUCUUCUUUUGCUAUAUCCUCAUGUUUGUUUUUAUGCUCGGCGAUCAAUUUGUUGAUUCAAAAGGGCAAAUGAUUGCAGGAAACGAAACGGGAAACACCACUCUUCAAGAGCAGAUAUCAAAAUCAAAAUCAAAUUUUAUUCGAGAUCGUUCAGGCACAUUCGAGAGUUUUUGUCCACAAAUUUCGGCUAUUGUUCUGCUGCUUCUAGUUAUCCUUGUUAUCUACUUAUUAAUAAAAGAGAUCUUCCAAUGGUGGCAAACUCGCGCGCUUUACUGGAAAAGGGGCAAUUUGAUCGAGCUGGUUGUGCUCUUGCUUUCUUCUAUCAUCAUCGUUUGGAGGAUUGUUGAGCUCUUUCAAGGAAAAAAAUACAAUUUUUUGUUCUGGCCGAUCGCUGUGCUGUCAUUUCUUGGACUGACACUCAAUCUGCUGAUGCUGCUGAGCACUUUCUUCUUUCUCCUACAAAAUCAGGAUGUGCUAGAGAAUCCACUUAUCUCUCUCAUCAAGGUCUCUGUGAUGUCAACGGGAGAAUUUGAUUUCAGCAGUUUAUUCUAUGGAGAUGACGUAGAAUUGCUGAGCGUUUUGGCUGUCGAAACGCCUCAAGUGCUGUUGGUCCGCAUAGCUAGCUUUAUCGUCUUCCUGCUUUUCAUCGUGACAAUCACGAUUUUGUUCAUGAAUCUGUACACAGGCGUGGCCGUUGACGACGUUGCCGAAAUCAAGGAAGAGGCCACGGUUAACAAGUUGUCAAUGCAGUUGAGUUUGAUACUCAUCCAAGGCAUCAUAUGCGAGAAGUUGAUGCGAAACGCCAAAUACAAGAUCAUUGUUGACUUUGCAAAAGACAAAAGUUCAACGAAAAUUGAAGACAAAAACGAUCAACCAAAACGAAUAAAUCUAUUCUCAAAUCCAAAUGACGAAUGGGAGGAAUUGUUGAGGAAACGGGACGAAUCGACGAAUCGUUCUAUGGAAACAAGAAUGACCGAAAUGGCUGCUCAUUUGUUAGAGAUCACAAGAAUGCUUAAAGCAAGCCAAGCAGGUCAGCAAGCAAGCCAAGCAGGUCAGCAAGCAAGGCAAGCAGAACGAUCAUCU
Mesorhabditis belari is the source of this 3441-nucleotide messenger RNA. The record is from the annotation of a GenBank genome assembly. NCBI's taxonomy places the organism in Eukaryota, Metazoa, Nematoda, Chromadorea, Rhabditida, Rhabditidae.